AUGGUUGAAGAAGUUGUGCAGCAGCAGAAAGAAAAGGAAGAGGAGGUCAAGAAGGUUCAUUCAGUUCAUGCUGAUAAUGAUGAAGUUCUUGAUUAUAGCAAUGAAAUUGAUUUUAAGGUAACAACUGACGAUGCGUCAUCGAACUCAUCGGAUGCCGAAGGACAAGACGCUGAGAAUGAAGCUGAUGAAGGCGAGGUUACAGAUGCACAGAAGAAGGUCGCUGAAGCAGCUGGUCUUACUGAGCAGGUGAGUGGUGACAAAGGUAGCAAACAGUCACGCUCCGAAAAGAAAGCUCGUAAGCUGUUCAGUAAGCUCGGCCUUAAACCAGUUCAUGGUGUAUCACGAGUUUGUAUUCGCAAAUCCAAGAACAUCCUCUUCGUUAUCAACAAACCUGACGUUUACAAAAGCCCCGGUUCAGACACUUACAUUGUUUUCGGUGAAGCUAAGGUUUGUCCUCUAUAA
Anisakis simplex (herring worm) is the source of this 462-nucleotide messenger RNA. The record is from the annotation of a GenBank genome assembly. NCBI's taxonomy places the organism in Eukaryota, Metazoa, Nematoda, Chromadorea, Rhabditida, Anisakidae.